This is a messenger RNA of Branchiostoma floridae (Florida lancelet), 1642 nucleotides long. RefSeq names its product intelectin-1a-like. NCBI's taxonomy places the organism in Eukaryota, Metazoa, Chordata, Leptocardii, Amphioxiformes, Branchiostomatidae. The transcript has 9 exons. Bases 290 to 1624 code for a protein of 444 amino acids. The record is from RefSeq and is a predicted model, not a curated record. Gene Ontology annotation, molecular function: oligosaccharide binding.
AAAAAAACAACAAACAAAUACAUGUAGCAGAUGGACAUACUGUUGAUAUUUGGUGCUGGAGGAUCCAUUUUCCACUGAAAGAAACUUAUAAAUCUCCUCACACACUUGUAACAUCUGCUUGGAGUUUAGAUCUAAUUCUCUGAUACCAGUAAUUACACCAGUAACCAGUUUUCUUCUUAUCCUUGGGGCUAGUAGCUAUGGUUACUGGUGACACGAGUGCCCGUUGAACCCAAACGCCAUUCAAGACAAGGGGUGCACUUAGGUUCAGCAGUCGGAGCGGCUUGCCUCUAUGGAAAAGGAACUGGUUUACUGGAGAGAGAAGAGUCAGUCACUUCUGGAGCGUGUAACGGUGGUGGAAACAAAGAUGCAAGACGAUUUCUGGACGGGGCAAACUUCGGCACCCGACAUAGAGGCUGACUCAUUGUUGACGCCCGGAGGCCCAAAGACGUCCGACAGCGGUGCGACCGGGGCCGAGAAGGACAAAGACGUACCCAGAAUCAGGUCAAAGAGGCAGGCAGUCAGCGCAAACACAGUCAGGUUGCCAAUAUCGGGAUGUGUGCAGGGACCACCUGGCCCCCCUGGGGCUGUCGGACGGGACGGUCGGGACGGGGUACAGGGACCCCCGGGGCCUGCUAGCUGUGGCUGUUAUGGAGAAGGUGCCGGUGUACAGCGCCAGAUAUCCAAUUUAGAACGUGGACUUGAUGACGUGGAGAACAAGACUUCCCACACAGAGAAGCGCCUGGCGUCUCUGGAAGGUCAGCAGCAGGAAGAGAUAGGAAGUGUGACCAACCCUGCAGUGUCCUGCAAAUACAUCAAGGACAAUGUGGACGGAGCUCAAGACGGACUGUACCACAUUCGCGGUCCGGGAGGGGUGGUGUACGAGACCUACUGCGACAUGACGAUUGCCGGCGGCGGUUGGACUCUCGUGUCCAGCGUGCACGAGAACGACAUCUACGGCAAGUGUACCGCUGGGGACCGCUGGUCCUCCACCCGGGGUAGCACCACUAACUAUCCCAACGGGGAUGGCAACUGGGCUAACUACAACACUUUCGGUUCGGCGGCGUUGGCGACCAAUGACGACCUGAAGAACCCAGGUUACUUCAGUAUCGACGCGUCUGACGUCAUGCUAUGGCACGUGCCCAAUGACACCCCACUGUCCCAGUACAAGUCUGCCGCCUACCUGAGGUAUCACACAACUAACGGCUUCCUACAGCAGUAUGGCGGCAACAUGUACUCACUCUUCAAGGACCAUUUCCCCAUUGUUUAUAACGGUGGGACCAGAGCUGAUAACGGACCGGCUAUUCCCAUCACGUGGGACAGAGGCAGUGAUGGGCUGGUGACGUCACUCAUCGCUCCAAAUUCAGUGCCAGAGGUGACUCCAGGGUUUGUGCAGUUCCGUGUCUUCAACAAUGAACGGGCCCCUCUCGCUGUGUGCCCAGGAGUGAAGUACAACGGUGGUGAUUCAGAAGUUGUUUGCAUCGGCGGUGCGGCGUACUGGCCGGGAGAAGCCCCCCGGCAGUGUGGAGACUUCUCGGCUAGGGACUGGGAUGGAUACGGAACACACACCGGCUGGAGCAGCAGUCGGCUGGAACUGGAGUCAGCAGUUCUCUUCUUUUAUCGUUAAUUGAAAUAACGUGGACAC